Molecule: messenger RNA, 5496 nt
Organism: Aspergillus glaucus CBS 516.65
Lineage: Eukaryota; Fungi; Ascomycota; Eurotiomycetes; Eurotiales; Aspergillaceae
Product: DNA topoisomerase 2
Exons: 3
Coding region: 1-5496 (1831 amino acids)
Biological process (GO): sister chromatid segregation; DNA topological change; resolution of meiotic recombination intermediates
Cellular component (GO): nucleus
Molecular function (GO): ATP binding; DNA binding; DNA topoisomerase type II (double strand cut, ATP-hydrolyzing) activity
Source: RefSeq, a predicted model, not a curated record
AUGGAUGAUGACUCAGUGUUCGAUGAUUCCAUCUUGAAUGAUGAAGAAGGAUCUGAGUUUGAGGAGCCCGCGCCGAAACCCAAAGCCAAGCCCGCUCCCAAAAAGGCCCCUGCCCAAAAGAAAAUGACCCAGUCCACCCUCACCGGAAAGAAACCAGCCGCCAAAUCGACCGCUUCGAAAAAGCGUGCCAAGCCAGACAGCGACGACGACGACGACAUGUCCGACGGCCUACCCUCCGAUGAUGACGAUGCCAUGUCGCAGACCCCUCCCAAGAAAGCAAAGAAGGCCCCUGCUGCGAAGAAGGGUGGAUCCAAGCCGCUUGCCGACGUCGAGAAUGAGUCGUUUGGCAAUGACGACGCCCCCAAGGACCAGAACUCAUCAGAGAAGUACCAGAAACUUACACAAUUAGAACACAUUAUCAAACGUCCAGAUACGUACAUCGGGUCCGUCGAACGUACUACGCAGCACAUGUGGGUAUACAGCACCGUGUCGGAGGGAAUGGAAUACCGAGAGGUCUCGUUCGUGCCGGGUCUCUACAAAAUCUUUGACGAAAUCGUCGUCAACGCCGCCGACAACAAGCAAAACGACAAGAACAUGAAUGAAAUGCGCGUGACCGUCGACCGCGAGUCCGGUGAGAUUAGUGUCUGGAACAAUGGUCGUGGUAUCCCCAUCGAAAUGCACUCCAAGGAAGGAAUCCACAUCCCCGAACUCAUCUUCGGUCACCUCCUCACCUCUUCCAACUACGAUGAUACCCAGCAGAAGGUGACCGGUGGUCGGAACGGUUUCGGUGCCAAGCUCUGUAACGUCUUCUCCACCGAAUUCACCGUUGAAACGCAGGAUUCACGCCAGAAGAAAAAGUACAAGCAGACUUGGACCUCCAAUAUGACCAAGAUGGGCAAGGCCAAGAUCACGGACGCUUCCAAAGGCGAGGACUACACCAAGGUCACCUUCAAGCCCGAUUACCCCAAAUUCGGCAUGGAGGGCAUGGACGACGACUUUGAGGCCCUUGUCAUGCGUCGUGUUUAUGACUUGGCGGGAACUGCCAAGGUGGGCGUCAAGUUGAACGGCAGCCGUAUCCCGAUCCGCACUUUCAAGAAGUACAUGGAAAUGUUCACCAAGGCCAUCCGCAGAGAACGUGGUGACGAUGGCCCCGGAUCCAAGGAUGAGAUCAUCACUUGCAGCCCCGAUCCGCGCUGGGAGAUCGGUUUCGCCGUGUCAGAUGGCGCCUUCCAGCAGGUCUCGUUUGUGAACUCCAUCGCUACGACCUCGGGCGGUACCCAUGUAAACUACAUCGCGGACCAGAUCUGUAACCGGUUGGCCGACGAGGUCAAGAAAAAGAACAAGAAGGGUGCCACUCUCAAGACUGCCCAGAUCCGGAACCACAUCUUUAUCUUUGUCAAUUCAUUGAUCGUCAACCCAGCCUUCAACUCCCAGACCAAGGAACAGCUCACCACCAAGGCGUCGCAAUUUGGAAGCAAGUGCCCUCUUGAGGAAGAGUUCUAUAAGAAGAUCCUAAAAACCGAAGUCAUGUCCAACAUCCUGCACUUCGCCGAGCAAAAGGCCGACCAGAUGCUGAAGAAAAGCGAUGGCGGUCGCCGUUCUCGCAUCAACAACCCCAAGCUGGUCGAUGCCAAUAAGGCUGGCACCAAGGACGGUCAUCACUGCACGCUGAUCCUGACAGAAGGUGAGUCAGCCAAGGGUCUGGCCAUGGCUGGGCGUGCCGUUGUCGGUCCGGAUCUGUUCGGUGUCUUCCCCCUGCGUGGAAAGCUGCUCAACGUCCGUGAUGCAUCGUUCGACCAGAUUUCGAAGAACGCGGAAAUCCAGAACAUCAAGAACUUCCUCGGCCUGCAGCACAAGAAGGAGUACACCGAUACUCGCAGUCUUCGUUACGGUCACCUGAUGAUCAUGACUGAUCAGGAUCAUGAUGGAAGUCACAUCAAGGGCCUGCUCAUCAACUUCCUUCAGGCACAGUUCCCUAGCUUGCUGAAGAUUCCGGAAUUCUUGAUUGAAUUCAUCACUCCCAUUGUCAAGAUCUGGAAGGGAGACCCCAAGAGUCCUACCAAGCAGCGCUCCUUCUUUACCAUGCCCGAAUAUGAGGCCUGGAAGGAAGAGCAUAGCCACGAGCGUGGCUGGGACCACAAGUACUACAAGGGUCUGGGUACUAGCAGCACGGAGGAUGCUCAGGUCUACUUCCGGGACCUGGAUCGCCACCUGAAGGAAUUCCACACCAUGCAAGAUCACGAAGCUGGGCUCAUUGAACUGGCCUUCUCGAAGAAAAAGGCUGAUGAGCGUAAGGAAUGGCUGCGCCAGUUCCGGCCGGGUACCUACCUUGACCACUCCGUCGCCAAGAUCAGCUACACCGACUUCAUCAACAAGGAGUUGAUUCUGUUCAGUAUGGCGGAUAACAUUCGGUCCAUCCCCUCGGUCGUGGAUGGUCUGAAGCCCGGUCAGCGCAAGGUCCUAUAUACUUGUUUCCGGCGCAACCUCAAGAAGGAUAUGAAGGUCGUCGAAUUGGCGGGUCACGUCUCGGGUAUGACCGCCUACCAUCACGGUGAUGUCUCAUUGCAACAGACGAUUGUGGGCCUUGCCCAGGACUUUGUCGGCUCGAACAACAUCAACACCUUGGAGCCCAGUGGAAACUUCGGUAGUCGAUUGCAGGGUGGUUCCGACGCCGCCAGCGCUCGUUACAUUUACACUCGCCUGUCGCCCUUUGCCCGGCGGAUCUUCCAUGCACACGACGAGCCGCUGCUCACUUAUAACGAGGAUGAUGGUGCGAAGAUUGAACCCGAGACCUACAUGCCAGUCGUGCCCAUGAUCUUGAUCAACGGCUCGGAUGGUAUCGGUACCGGUUGGAGUUCCAACAUUCCGAACUACAACCCCGAGGACGUGGUCGACAAUCUGAGGCGGAUGCUUGAGGGCGAGGAAAUUAAGCCCAUGACCCCUUGGUUCAAGGGCUUUAACGGUGAAAUUACCCCGCUUGGCGGGGACCGGUACAAGUUCAGCGGUAUCAUCAAGGAGGCCGGAGACAAGGAGGUUGAGAUCACUGAACUGCCAAUCCGUACCUGGACCCAGGACUUCAAGGACAAGCUGGAGGAAAUUAUCAAGGGCGAUAAGACUCCGUCGUUCAUCAAGGACUACAAGGACUACAACACGCACACCAAGGUCCACUUUGUCAUCCAGAUGGAUGAGAAGAACUUGCAGGCCGCCGUGAAUCAUGGCUUGGAAGACAAGUUCAAGCUCUCCAAGACCCUUGCGACGACCAACUUGGUCGCUUUCGAUCCCGAGGGCCGGAUCACCAAGUACGCUACAGUCGAUGACAUUCUCAAGGAGUUCUACACCAUCCGUCUCAAGUACUACGAGCGUCGCAAGCAAUACCAGCUGAAAGAGAUGCAGAGAGAGCUGGACAAGCUCACCAACCAAGCACGUUUUGUCCAGAUGAUCAUCGACGGUGACCUAGUCGUCUCGAAGAAGAAGAAGGCUGUUCUCAUCAGUGAAUUGAAGAGUCGUGGAUUCAAGCCCUUCCCCAAGGUCGCAGAGGCGGUCAAGGCUGGCGAGGCAGAGCCUGUGGUUGAGGAGGAAGAAGAAGAAGAAGGAGGAGGAGAAGAGGACGCGGCGAACGUUGAAGUUGCCUCCAACGCCUACGACUAUCUGUUGGGCAUGGCUAUCUGGUCCUUGACCCAGGAACGCGUUGACAAGCUGCGUAAGCAGAUUGGCGAAAAGGAGAUGGAGAUCGACGCCUUGAUCAAGUUGUCCAAGGAGGACAUCUGGAAGCAAGACUUGGAAGACUUUAUCAACGAGUGGCGCUUCCAGCUCGAGGACGCAGACCGUCGCCAGCGUAAGAUUUCUGGCAUGGGCCGUCGCACAUCGAUGAAGCUCAUGACCGGUGGUCGUGCUCCCGCCAGAAAGCGCAAGGCGGCCCUUGGCGAUGAUCCCGACGAUGAAGACUUUGGUGCUCCUAAGACUAAGAAGUCUGCUGCUAAGAAGGCUGAGCCCAAGGGAGGUCUGAUGAACUAUUUACAAAAGCCGACAGCCAAGCCCUCGCCAGCUCCGAAGUCCGAUGACGAGGGUUCUGAUGAUGACUUUGCCAUGGAGGUAAUGCCCAAGAAGAGCCGUGCCGCACCCAAGGCUAAGCCGGCGCCAGCGCCGGAGCCGGAGCCGGAGCCCAAGGACGAGGAUGAGGAUGAGGACAUGGAUGAUGAGCCAGUGGUGGCCAGCAAGGGUCGUGGAGCGUCCAAGUCUGCGUCCAAGUCUCCUCAGGACGAAAAGGAUGAGGAUGACGACUUUGUCGAUGCACCGGAAGCUCCUCCUAAGAAGGGUCGGGGUGCGGCUGCGUCCAAGGCACAGCCCAAGACCAAGGCCAAGAAGGCGGCCAGUGAUGACGACGAUGCUUUUGAGGUAGAGGAGCGUCCUAAGAAGGGUCGUGCGGCAGCUAAGGCGAAGCCCAAGCCCAAGGAUGAUGAGGACGAAGAUGAUGAUGAUGAUGAUGUUUUUGAGGUGGAGGAGCCGCCAAAGAAGGGUCGUGCGGCAGCGAAAGCGAAGCCCAAGCCGAAGGACGACGAUGAUGACGACGAAGACGAUGUCUUUGAGGUAGAAGAACCGCCAAAGAAGGGUCGUGCGGCAUCCAAGGCCAAACCCAAGCCGAAGGAUGACGAUGAUGACGACUUGGACGACGAUGAUUUCGCCCAGAUCACCAAGUCCGAAGCCUCCAAAACCCAGCCCAAACCCAGCCGAGCCGCCCGCAAGCCAGUCAAGUACGCGGGUCUAGAUGACUCGGAGAGUGACUUCGGAGACGACAUGCUUGGCGAUGUCAGCAACAUGGUCAAGGGCAUCGGGGAUAAGGCGGGCGACGAUUCUCGUCAAUUCUUCUCCGAGCGGUCUCGUCCGACUAGCAGCUCCGGUUUAAAGGGGGUGACUGCGAAGCCCUCGCCCAGACGACUGUCUUCCGAAUUUGAUGCGGAUGAGACGGACUACAGCAAGUUGGUACCUCAGAACUCGCCUCACCGGUCGAUCCAGGUCAAGCCCAAGGAGUCCUCCAAGCUCGAGGAUGGCGAUGAGGAAGACGAGGAGGAACCCGUGAAGCCUGCACCCAAGGGCAGAGCGGCCGCUAAGGGCAAGGCUGCUGCUCCCAAGGCUGCUGCUCCCAAGGCUCGUGGCCGACCGAAAAAGGAUGCCACUACCGCCGCGAAGGCGCCCGCAACCAAGCAGACGACAAUGUCUCCUGCCGCCAAGGCUUACCAGGCCAAGCAGGCCAAGACGACCAAGAAGAAGCUGGCGGACGACUCGGACGACGACAUUGACGCCAUAGCCAAUGACAUUCUGGACUCGCCGGCGGGCAAAAAGGACGCGGAGUCGGAGGAAGACGAGGCACCUGUGCGCAAGCCGGCCGCUCGACCUUCGCGACGUACAGCAGCUACGAAGAAGUCGUACACGGUUGAUCCGUUUAGCGAUGAAGGGGACGGAGAUUCGGCGGAUGAUUUUGACGAGGAUAGCGAGUAG